Cyphellophora europaea CBS 101466 is the source of this 4038-nucleotide messenger RNA. RefSeq lists its product as uncharacterized. Gene Ontology annotation, molecular function: histone binding. NCBI's taxonomy places the organism in Eukaryota, Fungi, Ascomycota, Eurotiomycetes, Chaetothyriales, Cyphellophoraceae. Gene Ontology annotation, biological process: DNA damage checkpoint signaling; positive regulation of transcription by RNA polymerase II. The transcript is spliced from 2 exons. The coding region runs from base 1 to 4038 and encodes 1345 amino acids. Gene Ontology annotation, cellular component: nucleus. The record is from RefSeq and is a predicted model, not a curated record.
AUGGAGAGCAUCACUACCGACAGUAUCGACAUCUCCAGUCUCAAGCGGAAAUUCCUGGCCCAUUCCGAGCCAUCGCAGCAGGGGUCCGUAAGAUCGGCGCAAGCUGCGCUUCAACGCGUUUUGUCUCAGCCUCAGCCAAACAGCAAGAGUCAUGGUCGCCGCGGCGACAAUAUCCUGGCAAUGCAGUACAGCGACUCUGAACUUCCUUCCACCGUCCCCGAGAGUCUUGAUGCCCAUGCACCACUCGCGCGGCCGCUGCCUCAGGAACCUGACAACGAAGGUGCGCCGAGAAAGAUGAAUGAGCACCGCGACGAGGACGCCACACAAGAGGUGUCGCAAGAGUUCUAUGACGGGCACAUCGCGCUCAGCAAAAGUCGAAUGGAGUCUACACGUGGAAGACGCGAGACGCAGAUGACGCUGAACGAGGGCGAUGAGGGCCAUGUCGACCUAGUAUCGAGCCUUGUCACGUAUGAAGCGGGGCCCCUCGCUGGGCAAGAGUCAGAGCCCGUGGAUGUCGACUUCUCGCCGACUCAGACGCAGUCUCGCCUGCCACGGUUUCCAGAGUCGCAGCGCUUUAAAACACCUGCUCCAGUUGGCAAAAAGCGAGACUACAAUGGCAACACAAAGGAAAGUCCCUCUCUGCCUCGUGCCCCAGUGUUGCGCAGUGGAGGCGGCACGCCUAGCAUGGUGAUGGGCUUGAGUCAAGCGUUCGCAGAUACGCAAGCUGCAACUUCGCCCUUGAUCGAUGGUACUGAUAACGUGCGCUCCGACCGACCUUCACCAAAUAUCGACUUAAAUCAUCGACCUGCCACUGCCCCGGUAUCAUCACCUCUCAAGCUGAUUCGUGAGAUUCGCCGACCUUCCGCUGAGCCUUUUACGAAGUACGUUCCCUACGACGAGUCACAGGAGGAACGAAACCUUCGACAUUGGAGAGAGCUCGCUGAAGCGGAGGACAGCGGCAAUGAAACGGACGACAGCAGCUGGGAUGAGGCAUCGAAGAAACGCCAAAGGGACCGCACCCACCAUAACAGCAACGGUGAACGUCAGGCUCGGACUAGCUCUCCUAGGUCUUCUCCUCGGCGAACGCGCUUACCGUGCAGUUCUGCGAUCAUUUCAUCUCCUAUCGCGCCAGCAACGCGUUCAUUACCUUUGCCUGGAGCAGACGCGUACUCGCGCAGGGCACGAACGACCACGCCAGAACCUAGAGUAGUCAAUAAUGAGCCUGCUGAAAGCGAGGCUGAGACCGAGCAGGAAGACGAAGAAGCUGUUGUCCAGCGAUCGAGUCAGAGACCUCCGGUAGAUCCUGAAGACAAGGAGAACAUCGACGAUGCGAUCAGAAUCCCUCAAACAACUGCUCGCGGUUCGCGAAUGACGAACGAUCUGACUCCAUUCGCCGAAAGAAGUCCUUCAAUAAGACCGCAUCAGGAGCAACCUGUUAGUACUGGCGCAAUUAUUCCUAAUACGCAGAUCUCGCAGGGCGCCAGCCAGCGCCCGCAGCCGAAAUCAAGUACUACUAGUGGACCUGAUUUUGUUUCCCAAUCUCAAGACGACAACGACCAAGAUGACACUUCAGACUUUAACCAACAAGUCACAAGGUCUUUCGGUCCAUCAAAUAAAAAAUCAUCUGAGCAGGUCCAAGUUGUCUCUGAGAAGCGAGACACUUCGGACCGAGAUGUCAGUACUCGCCAGGCUAUCGAGCCAGCAGACGAGCCAGAAGACGAACCAGAAGAUGACAUUGUGGACGAUGACAACGCAGAUGUCAAAGGCCUAGAGAACGGUGUUCAUCUAGAGCUCGAUCCUAGGUCGGCGAUUAGUCGGCAUACCGCUGCACCGUAUCUCCUGGGUGGCUCUGGCCGACGCUCACAGAGAGACACUAUUGCCGAGACCGGAUCAGGUCGGUCCAAGUCCCACAUGAGCGUUGCUGCAAAUGAUACGAUCUCCGAGCUUCAGACCAACUUCGAAACGGCCCCUACGCAAAUGCCUCCACCUGUUGUCAAGCCUCCAGAAAGCAGUCCACCCGUUACCACCCCUCCACCAAAGCGUAAGCGCAUGUCUCAGAUCUCUGCAGAGGCAUCACCUUCACAGAAUGGAUGGUCACAAAACUUCAAUCCCCUCUCAGCGUUGAAGGACAACGAUGACAUGGCUGCCUUGGACGACCAGUCUCCCAUACGUCCUGGGAAGCGCAGGAAGCUCCAGCCACAAAAGACCGGUCUAGAUGACUUCGAGACCACUAAAAAUCCCAUUCAGAUUCCUCCAACGAGCUCUGAGUCGAUCAUCGCAGGCUCUGACGAGUUGCUUGCCUCGCAACCUGCCGUAAGACCAAAAGCAGGGCAAAGAAGGCUACGCCGCCCCACGAGAGGUGCAACCGAGUCCAGAGAUGGCGAGCGUCAGUCGACUUGGGACGUGGGCGUCACACCUUCUCCUCAGAAGCAAGCACCUGUAGAUAAAUCCACCAACCGCCCUGUGCGAAAACCCACAGGCCGACUUGCCAGACGCAAUCCACCUCAGUCUAGCAUCGAUGACCUUGUGGUCGAGGCUCCACAGGACGACACUUCGGAAGGAUCGAGCGAGGAUGCGCAGCCUACCCAGACGCAGACUCCUGAAAAGACACCAAAGAAGAAGCAGGCUCGUAGUGCUGAGGGGAAUGUCCAGACCACAGCCUCUACUUCAGAAGCCGACUCCGACACGUUUCGGACCGCACCUGCUGACGAUGUCGUUGCCCCAAACAUGGUCUUUGCCUGUUUCAAUGGCAAGACUCGGGCGUACUAUCCAGCAUGGUGCCUUGGACCCGGUAACGCAGAUCAGCAGUAUAUUGUGCAAUGGGAAGGUUUUGAUCCCGACGAAGUCGAUGUUCACGGUGUCCGAAGCCUCGACCUACGCAUCGGCGACCAGGUUAAGGUCAAUCUUGAUGGAGUGCCCAAAAUCUCUCAUGUCAUACGCGGAUAUAAAGACAUGGUUGAAGGCUCAGAGCUCUCACAGACCAUGGUCGACCAACGCGGUUUCAAGACGCUGUUAGUCGCCCCCAAGCAACGAAAGAGUCUGCCUGCCGACGUCUCGACGCAAAAUGACCGCGAAGUGCCGAUUUCGAGCAUAUAUCUUGACAGCAACAUGUGGAAUCAAAUGAAAGAUCGUACAUUCGAAUACCGGCCGCCACCGCAGUCUGUUGAUUCGACCGGCUACGCUACGCCGAACGAGCUUUCGACGCCAUCGACGCCCACGUCUCGUCACCGGCGUCAAAUUGGUGUCAUCGCAACCUCGACCGCAGUACCCCAUCCAAGCGGUAUGUUCAAGGGCAUGAUAUUCGCCAUUUCAUACGAAGACGCCGACCGUCGAAAGUACCUCGAGACAAGGAUCGGGGGCAAUGGCGGACUUGUCGUGAGCGAUUCCUUCUCCGACCUGUUCGUGGAAGACCAGGGUCCUAUAACCCUCAAGCCCAAGUAUGCUGCAUCUGGCUUCACGGCCCUGCUGGCAGACAAACAUUCUCGGAAGCCAAAGUACUUGCAAGCAUUAGCCCUUGGGUUACCUUGCCUCAGUGGACAGUGGGUUGAAGCCUGCAUCUCCAAGGGGGAGGUGAUCAACUGGCAACGCUAUCUUCUGCCUGCUGGUGAGUGCGAUGAACUGGAUGGCGCGACGAGGUCUCGCACUCUGUCCUCCUCCAAUCCUGUCGACGUGAAGCUGAACGAGCAGCUCGCUUCGAGAGAGCGCAUCCUCGACAGCCAGAAAGCCAUCGUGAUAAUGGGCCGCAACAAGGCGGAGAUGAAGAUGAAGAACUACGUCUUCUUCAUCCGAGCCAUGGGUGUCGAGAAUCUAGAGAAAGUGCCGGAUACGCGGGCGGCGAAAGAGGUACUGGACGGCGACCCAGACUACGGAGUGGUGUAUGUGGAGAAGGAUGUCGAGAGCGUGGAAGCUGCCCUGAAGGUGACGUCGAGCCGCAGGGGAAAAAAGAAGACGCCGGCGAACGGUGCUGUCAAUUGGAAAGUCGUGGAGACGGAGAGUAUUGUACAGAGCCUGAUCUUUGGUGAGAGAAUUGAUCGAUAG